GUGGCUCCUCCCAGGGGGCUGGGGGCGAUGGAGCCGAGGUAGGUGGUACACGCUGAGAGUGGCUAUGCGCCGGGCCACCACGUUGCCUGUCCUCCGUGCCGGUAUGAACACGCAACUUCGGCACUGGCGAGAGGCGGCUACUCUGCUGCUGGCUGCCGGGUGCGGGGCGCCGGCCCGGCCGAUGCGGUCCCUGCUAGGCCCCUUUGACUACGAGAUGCUGCUGCUGCAGCGGAGCCCUCGGAGCGGCUUCCUGCCCAGCGCCCACGUCUUCCCAGGCGGCCUGCUGGAGGCGGCCGACUUCUCUGCUGACUGGCUGGGGCUGCUGCCCGCCUUGCCCCGCUGCGGGCUGGGCUCCGUGCGGCCGUCGCCGCCGGGCGGAAACCGAGCUCCGGUCUUCGCCACCGACCGGGCUGACCUUGGCUCGCCGCUGCUGGGGGACGUGGCCUUCCGCAUCUGCGCCAUCCGGGAGACCUUCGAAGAGGCGGGCAUCCUGCUCCUGGUGUCGGGCCCCGGUCCCGCCGCUGAUCCCGGCCCGGCCCGCUUGCUGCCUCAGCACCACCUGCCGCCGGGUCCGGAGCUCGCCGAGUGGCGGCGACGGGUGCAGCAGGACCCGGCCUGCUUCCUACAGCUCUGCCGUUACCUGCGCUGCGUCCCCAACAUUUGGGCGCUGCACGAGUGGGGCAACUGGUUGACUCCGGUGCCCAGGGCUGGCCGGGGUGACCGGCGCUACGACACUGCCUUCUACCUGUGCUGCCUUGAGGAGCGGCCUCCGUACACGUCGGAGGACGAGCAGGAGGUGACAGGCUUCCAGUGGUCAACCCCUCCAGAAGCUCUUGAACUCUUUAAAUCUCAAGAAAUAUGCUUUGCUCCACCUCAGUUUUAUGAAUUAUGUAGGCUGUGCAACUUUUCUUCACUUUGUGACCUGCAUAGGUUUGGUUCUGAUCGUGCAUUAGAAGGGUGUGAACGUUGGAUGCCUGUUACUUUGGCUGCUUCGGAUGGCUACAUUCAGUUGUUACCAGGAUGAGUUAUAGCCCCAUCCUACUGGCAUUAUUUGGGCAAUGGAUCUGAUCCUGCUAAACAAGAGUCCCAAACAUUGCAGUAUUCCGAGUGAUUAUUAGCUAGUCCAUCUUUUUAAUAUCUUUAUUUCUUGCUACUACCUGCCUAUUUAAACAUUUUAGAUUUUACCUUCUUUCCUCUGCUUUUUUUUUUGGCAAAAGGGCAUAAAUUGUAUCUUUACGUUGCUAUUUUCUGCUUCUUGUUUUUUUCUGGUCAUCUUCUCUCUAAUUUUCUUAUUUAUUACAAUUGGUCUUUCUUCUGUCUCCUAAUUUCCUUUCUGUAUUUUCAUCAUAUUACAUUUGCUCUCCAUAAAAGGCUGGAAAAGAUUAUUCCACCAAGAUCAGUUUUUAAACAAAGCUGGGUAAUCUGAUCUGCUUUCUGUUCUUAGUCUGCCACAACUUCUUGUGUAAAGUGGGAAAGUCACUUAAUCUCUGCUUCAUUUGUCCAUCUAUAAUCUGUAAUUUCUUAUGUCAAGGAUGCACUGAGACCAUAUUCAUUAGUGUACAUGAGGUUCUUGGAUAUUUCUUUAUUUGUAUGUAAUGGAAAAAAUAAAUACAUUUUACUAUCUGAAAAAGCUGCCUUUGAACUUGAAUGUUCCAUUAGAUUCCAGAUUUAUUGCAACAUCUGGAACCUGCAGUGUUACAUUCCUGAUGGCUAUUAUGGAAUUUCAUGGCCAUCUUGAAAUUUGGGAAAGAUUGGAAGUAAUUUUCUUUUAAAUAUGAUUGUACGCUGAACUCCAUUUCCACACAUUUUCAAAUACUGAUAAUAAAGGAGCUUGUAUCCUAAAAAUGGCUAGAUCACUGAAAAAUAAAAGUAUUUAAUUAAAACUUAAUAUUUUUCAGGAGAUGAGCUAUAUCCGAAAGAUCCAGAUUAUACAGGAGAAAAGAAACUUUUUUUGUCUACAGAUAAGAAGGUUGAAGAGCUAAUGAAAGAAGACAGUAAACUUCACCGAGUUGUAAUACAAAACCUUAACAAUCUUACUGUCCAUGUUAAUAUCCAACCAAAAUAUAAACACAUCAAUCCACUAAAGAUGGACUCUAAUAUAGUGGGAAGUAAUGCAGAUUGCAAUAGCAGACUCUAAUAUAUCAUCUCUUUUUAAAAUUCUGUAUGUAUCAAAUUUUAUAUAUUUUAGUGCAGUUAGUCCUUUGUGACAGUUGCUAAGUGGUUAGCCCUGGAGGCUGAAGUCUUCAUUUGCCAAAGAACAGGUCAGGUACAUCAUGGGCGUCAACAGUACAAGCUUCUUUAUAUUGCCAUGCCAGUGUAUCUCAGACAAGAUCAGGAGAGGCUACUUUGGGUAAGAGAAGGGUUCAGACUUCAUAUAUAGUUAGUACUUUGAACAAAUGUGCCAGUUGUGAUGUGGACACAUGUUCAUUGUGAUGUGGACACAUGUUCACUGAGAACUUGAUGUAAACUACCAACUUAAUUCAUGUUGUUCACCAAAGAGCCAUUAUAUGGUAAUGAUAUUUGGCCGUUGCCAACGUAUGUCAUAAAAGUGGACUAGUCUGUAACCCAUGUCCCUUGAACAAUUCAGUUUCCUUUUCUCAUUGAGUACUGAAAUAUUCUUGUCGCGCUUAGAAUUUAGCUAGCUCUUCUAUUCUGCUUCCAAAAGAUAUCUUUUGUAUCACACUAAUAUGUUAAUGUGUCUACAAAUGUAAUUAGAGGAGUUUUCCAUUGUAUGACUGCAUUUCCUACUCUCAUCUUCAGGAAUCUCAACAUGUGUUCAUUAAGUUAACUUAUUUGCCAACUAUAUUUUGUUUAUAACUGUUCAAUAAAUGUUUAUUUUCAGUA
Molecule: messenger RNA, 2844 nt
Organism: Dermochelys coriacea (leatherback sea turtle)
Lineage: Eukaryota; Metazoa; Chordata; Testudines; Dermochelyidae
Gene: NUDT19
Product: nudix hydrolase 19
Exons: 3
Coding region: 65-1024 (319 amino acids)
Cellular component (GO): mitochondrion
Molecular function (GO): hydrolase activity, acting on acid anhydrides, in phosphorus-containing anhydrides
Source: RefSeq, a predicted model, not a curated record